Molecule: messenger RNA, 605 nt
Organism: Nicotiana tabacum (common tobacco)
Lineage: Eukaryota; Viridiplantae; Streptophyta; Magnoliopsida; Solanales; Solanaceae
Product: NADH dehydrogenase [ubiquinone] 1 alpha subcomplex subunit 2
Cellular component (GO): respiratory chain complex I
Source: RefSeq, a predicted model, not a curated record
AAAGAAAGAAGAAAUUGUGUGAAGGCAAAGGGAAUAGUUGGAAGGUGAAGAUUGUGGGAAAAUGGCGUGGAGAGCAAAUCUGUCUCGGAAUCUGAAGGAGCUUCGCAUCCUCUUUUCUCCAUCCUCCCCUCAAAGUGCUGCCACUAGGGCGUUCAUUGAGAAGAACUACAGAGAUCUCAAGACUCACAACCCCAAAUUACCUAUUUUGAUUCGUGAGGCCUCUUCCAUCGAGCCUCAGCUUUGGGCCAGAUAUGACCUAGGAGUUGAAAGGGGCAUCAGAUUGGAGGGCUUGACGGAGGAGCAGAUCUCAAAGGCACUUGAGGACCUUGCAAAAGUAGGGGCUUCUCGUUAACUUGACGACAUUGGAUCUUCAGAAUUGUAUGUCUUUGCAUUUAGCACUUUGUAGAGUUUUGUCCUCGCAUUGUGCUUUUUAAAAUAAUCUUUUGGUGCUAGUUAUCAUGAAUCAAGCUAGCAGUGCAUAAACUUGAAACUAUGGAUAUUUGGGUUUUAUUUGUUGUUGGAAAGGCAAGUGUUUGAAAUUCUCUGUUGUUAGAAUUGGAAGUUUUACGUCAUUCCUUCUGUGCUUUUAGUCUUGUUACAGUUGA